AUGUACGCCAACGAACCCCUCCCACUUUCAGCAGUGGAUCUUCAGGUAGCCCCCGACUCCCGGCCCUCCCACACAGUCAAGACCUUCCCUCUCGGAGCCCCCAUUCCAUCCGCCCCACACGCCGUCUCCGUGUCACUCCCCACAUGGCAAGCAAACGUCGGGUACGAGGAAGGCGACCCGGAGAUCAUUACAAAGCUGCGGAGCGGCUACCCUCGUUUUGUCUACCAUGCAAGCGUAAAGAGGCUGACCGCGGUCUGCGAAGCCAAGUUUGCGAAAGAUGGCGAGGCGUGUCUGGUGUACCUCUGCCGACGAGCCGCGGAGGAGUUCAGGAGGUUCUUCAAACACCGAUAUUCCUUCGAGACCAAAGCGGGCUGCAGCAGCGACGAUGAGAAUGCGAAUGGAUUAACAGCCAACUUAAAAGAACCCCCCGUCCGGAUCGCAGAACUUACCAUCUCGCCCACCACCUCCGCCGACUCUGUAUUUUCCCACGACCCGCGUCUGACCACCAUCGCCGAUACCGCGCCUUGCGUCCUGCACGUCGCCGUCUUUCCGGGCUGCGAGACAGGACGCAAGGUGGCCAAACAGUUCUGGCAACAUUCCGGCGAAGGUAUCUCUAGCCGCUUCGCAGAACACUGUCUAUACGUACUGGAAGCCAAUCAGAAAUCGAAAGGAUUUGCCAUCGCCGGGUAUGCCCAAGGGUUGAGGGGAGCAGGCGCGAGGCAUUACAGGAAGGAUGAGUAUACGCCUGAACGGCAGCAUCAUCUGGUGACUGUGGCGAGGCAGGACGCUGCGAAUAACGAACAUCACCUGUACGUCGAGGAGCGGUUCGGACGGAGCCUGGAUUUCCGAACUGCAGCUGAGGCCAAAACGAUCAUCAAGAAGCGUAUUGCUGGAGUCCUGGGAGACGCUGAAGAGCUGUUCCAGGAUGGUGAGCCAUUAACUGAUGGCGUUCAUACCAGCAACGGCAAUGUUGUCGACACGCCAAGCGUCAACCUCAAAGAAUCCGACGUAUUUCUCUUCCCCUCCGGCAUGAGCGCCAUCUACAACGCCCACCGCCUCGUCCUGCACCUCCACCCCAACCGCAAAUCCGUCCAAUACGGCUUCCCCUACCUCGACACCCUCAAAAUCCAAGAAAAGUUCGGCCCAGGCUGCAUCUUCCUCGGCCACGGCGACACCGCCGACCUCGACGCUCUCGAGCACUCCAUCCUCCCCACAACACCCAUCUCCGCCGUCUUUUGCGAGUUCCCGUCCAACCCGCUCCUUCGAACGCCGGACCUUACCCGUCUGCGCCGUCUGGCAAACGCGCAUAACUUCCUGAUCGUCGUCGACGAGACAAUCGGCAAUUUCCUCAACGUGUCCCCGAUUCUAUGGGCAGACAUCCUCGUCUCCAGCCUCACCAAGAUCUUCUCCGGCGACUCCGACGUCAUGGGCGGGUGCGCGGUGAUCAGCCCUAUAACGCCGCACUACGAAACCUUGGUAGCGACCAUGCGAUGCCUGUACGAGGACACGAUGUGGUGUGAGGACGCGGUGGUGCUGGAGCGGAAUUCGAGGAGUUUCAGAAAGAGGAUUGAGAGGAUUAAUGCGACUGCGGAACGGUUGUGUGAUUACUUGAAGGGGUGUGAGGGGGUUGUGGAGGUGCAUUAUCCGAAGUUUGUGGAUAGGGAGUUGUACGAGCGGCAUGCGCGGGUCGUCCCGGGGACCACAGCAUCAUCAUCCACCGCCGCCGACUGCCCACCACCUUCCCCAAUCAAAAACUACGGCUACGGCGGCCUCUUCUCCCUCUCCCUCUCCACCCCAGCACUUGCAAUCGCUUUCUUCGACGCCCUCCAAGUCGCCAAAGGCCCAUCGCUUGGCACUAACUUCACCCUGGCGUGCCCGUACACACUGAUCGCGCACUACGGCGAGCUCGAGUGGGCGGAAAGUUACGGCGUGCCAAAGCAUCUGGUUCGGGUUAGUGUGGGGUUGGAGGAGGCGGAGGUGUUGAUCGGGAUUUUUGAGAGGGCUUUGAGGGAGUCGUCUAUAUGUACAUGA
Fimicolochytrium jonesii is the source of this 2031-nucleotide messenger RNA. Its product is annotated as pyridoxal phosphate-dependent transferase. The coding region runs from base 1 to 2031 and encodes 676 amino acids. The transcript has 2 exons. Gene Ontology annotation, molecular function: cystathionine gamma-synthase activity; pyridoxal phosphate binding. Gene Ontology annotation, biological process: transsulfuration. NCBI's taxonomy places the organism in Eukaryota, Fungi, Chytridiomycota, Chytridiomycetes, Spizellomycetales, Powellomycetaceae. The record is from RefSeq and is a predicted model, not a curated record.